AUGGCGACCGGAUCGAAGUUGAUGUUUUCUUUAUCACUAUCUUGGCUUUUAUUAUGUUGUUUAUUUAUUUUAGGUAAUUCUAAACACAACCACAGAUCUGCGCGGUCAGUUCGCCGGUUCCACUCCUCUGAAGUGGACAGUGCUUUGACUUUGAGCGAGGAUGAAUUCUCACCGCUAGUUCGGAGAAAAAGAGAAGUUGAAGUGACGGACACCGAGUCCGAGCAGAAAGACAAGAAGUGUGAGGAACAGAAGACAUUUUUCGGUGAGGUGCGAAGUAAGCUGAAAAAUGGGGAGCGUUUGGAGGAAACACAUGUGUUUGUCAAUGAAACAAAGUUCAACUUAGCAUUAGCCUGGGCUGGCCAGAAUGAUGAUGGGACACUGUUAGUGCUGACCACAGACGCUGAAGGUACUGGACAAGCAGUCUCAACUCUGUGGAGAAGUACUGACCAUGGUCGCAACUGGAACAACUGGACAAGUCAUGUGGAUAACAAAAUCUUCCGCAAGGACGAUGGCUUGCAGAGGAACCCACACAACCCAAAGAAGGUGUACUUGAUCAGCUUUGAACACUUCAUUUACCUGAGUGAAGAUGGUGGAAACACCUGGCGAAGAAGUGACCUGCAGUCCACUGACAAUAAACAAAUCUCUGUGGAUGAGCAGCUGGAGUUCCACCCAGAGGAACAGUUUGAGGAUUAUGUUGCUGUCAUUUCUAGUGAUAGACAG
Messenger RNA from Candidula unifasciata, 720 nucleotides. NCBI's taxonomy places the organism in Eukaryota, Metazoa, Mollusca, Gastropoda, Stylommatophora, Geomitridae. The record is from the annotation of a GenBank genome assembly.